Molecule: messenger RNA, 1030 nt
Organism: Magallana angulata
Lineage: Eukaryota; Metazoa; Mollusca; Bivalvia; Ostreida; Ostreidae
Product: myeloid differentiation primary response protein MyD88-like
Exons: 6
Coding region: 111-665 (184 amino acids)
Biological process (GO): signal transduction
Source: RefSeq, a predicted model, not a curated record
UAAAUAGGAAUCAAGUGAAGAAUCGAGUCAUAAGCUUAUCAUCAUUGGAGGUGUAAAUAUAUUGGAUUUUAUUUUCUAAUAUUUAACAUAGGAAUAUAUUGUUGCACAGGAUGAACAAUUUUGAUUACGACGCUUUUGUGAUUUACAAUCCCCAUGGUCAGGACCAGGAGUUUGUCAGUCUUAUGACCCAAGUGCUGACCUCCCCUCCCUACAACCUCAGACUCUACGUGCCAUGGUCUGAUAACAACGAACCCUUUGAAGCUGUAGCCACGGCUGAAAAUAUCGAGAAAAGAUGUAAGAAAGUUUUAGUUGUAAUUUCGGCGGAAUCCAUGGAGAGUGAUUUGUUUCAUUUUCAACUUCGAAUUGCCCAUUCCAUGUCGCCAAGUGCCAAAACUAGAAAAAUAAUACCCAUUCGACUUGAUGGUACUGAGGUUCCAGACAUGAUUAGAUUUUCAACUCCUUGCGACUAUUAUAAACAAGAUCUCCGUGUAUUCAUAUGGGAUAGGAUUUUUGCAUCGUUCAAAGAUUAUUCCCGACCAAAGAAAUCCAAAGUUCUUAAAACAGUGUCAUUUCCACCCAAUCGGCAAGUCCCAGCUGCAGUACAAACUUUUUCGCCACUGCGUAGAGUAAAAUCUUGGUGGAGAAUGAGAGCAACUGUAGCAUAAGGCCAUGUUGGAAUUUGUAUAAAAUACUAUGACGACAAACCACACCAGAGACAUCAUGAGUGAAAAAGGAAAACCAAGAUGGACCUUCUACAUCCAUUUCGACGAAUCACUUUUACAAGACUUUUUGCAUCAAAGGUGCAGUAUAGGUCCAGUGAGAAAAACAAUAUUGCCAGAAACUCUUCUGUUUCACUCGCGUAGAAAGGAAAUCCAGAAGUUAUGUUGACAUUAAAUAAGUUUUGUGCAAUAUCAACAUCCUUCAUUAUCCUUGCAAACUUUCGUUUUUAUAUUUGUGCGGGAAACACAAUACGUGUUUGAUGUAAGGAUCUUAGCAUUGCUGUAAUAAAUCUUGAAAUCCAACCUAUUUU